Molecule: messenger RNA, 2519 nt
Organism: Capra hircus (goat)
Lineage: Eukaryota; Metazoa; Chordata; Mammalia; Artiodactyla; Bovidae
Gene: TSPAN17
Product: tetraspanin 17
Exons: 9
Coding region: 169-1014 (281 amino acids)
Biological process (GO): protein localization to plasma membrane; protein maturation; regulation of vascular endothelial growth factor signaling pathway
Cellular component (GO): membrane
Source: RefSeq, a predicted model, not a curated record
GGGCGGUCCCUGCGGGGCGGGCGGGGCCCGACGGGCUCUCUGUGUGGCCGCGGCCAUGAAGCCGCAGCCGCCGGGCUAGGCCCCGGGCGGCUCUAGCCCAGGGCGGCCCGCGGAGGGCCGGGCCCAGCCUCCGGCCCCGGUUGCCGGGCCGGCGUGCGGCCACUCACGAUGCCCGGCAAGCACCAGCACUUCCAGGAACCCGAGGUCGGCUGCUGCGGGAAAUACUUCCUGUUUGGCUUCAACAUCAUCUUCUGGGUGCUGGGGGCCCUGUUCCUGGCCAUCGGUCUCUGGGCCUGGAGUGAGAAGGGCGUUCUCUCCAACAUCUCGGCGCUGACAGAUCUGGGAGGCCUUGACCCUGUGUGGCUGUUUGUGGUGGUUGGAGGCAUCAUGUCUGUGCUGGGCUUUGCCGGCUGCAUUGGGGCCCUCCGGGAGAACACCUUCCUGCUCAAAUUUUUCUCCGUGUUUCUUGGCCUCAUCUUCUCCCUGGAGCUGGCAACAGGGAUCCUGGCCUUCGUCUUCAAGGACUGGAUUCGAGACCAGCUCAACCUCUUCAUCAACAACAAUGUCAAGGCCUAUCGGGACGACAUUGACCUCCAGAACCUCAUUGACUUUGCUCAGGAAUACUGGUCUUGCUGCGGAGCCCGAGGGCCCAACGACUGGAACCUCAAUAUCUACUUCAACUGCACUGACUUGAACCCCAGCCGGGAGCGCUGCGGGGUGCCCUUCUCCUGCUGCGUCAGGGACCCGGCGGAGGAUGUCCUCAACACUCAGUGUGGCUACGACGUCCGGCUCAAACUGGAGCUGGAGCAGCAGGGCUUCAUCCACACCAAAGGCUGCGUGGGCCAGUUUGAAAAGUGGCUGCAGGACAACCUGAUUGUUGUGGCAGGGGUCUUUGUGGGCAUCGCCCUUCUCCAGAUCUUUGGCAUCUGCCUGGCCCAGAACCUCAUCAGCGACAUCAAGGCAGUGAAGGCCAACUGGAUCAAAUAUGAUGACGGCUACAAACUACUCAAAUAAACAAAUCCUUGAAAACCAGUGGCUUCAGCCCAGCAUCCUGAAGGUUCUGUCAGCUGCAGGGCCUCGGCAGAGCUCUCCACCCUGGGCCCUGGCCCAGACCCACUCCGCCAGUGCAUUUUCUUGGUCUGGGUAGUAUAUACAUUUGAGCCAACCUUUAAAACAUGGCGUAUUUCAUGUAAAAGUCCAGAUCCGUGAAGAUUGGCCAUCCGGCCCCAGCGGCUCUUGGGACGUCAUCAUCCCCCCGUGCUUCCUAUUCUCUGAGACCCGCCUGGCCGGUGCUGCUCACCCUGUAGGCUGGGGUUGACCUCCCCUCUGCUGUAGGGUUUUCCCCUGGAAACACCUCGAGGCUGCCAUGGGCCAAGCCUGGAGUGAGGCGCAGGGAUGUGAAAAAUGGAGAGGCCACACAACUUGGGUGGGGUCCAACCCCACUGGAGACUGAGAUGAAUGCCCAGUAGAGUGGCUGAGGUGUGGAAUGGAGAUCAGGAAGGUUUGGGGAAGGAAAUAAUUGGAAGUCAAAAACUUGGCACCCAUAGGGUUGGCAGGGAGCCUACUUUGGGGCCCAUGGUGGUUGAUGCUGGGUCUCAUUUGGAAUCAAAUGGUGGCCUGCAGAGCUGCCUCAUGACCACCAGAGGGCACUCCAGCACAGCUUUGCUUGGGUCUGGCGACUUAACACUGCAACCUCUCAUACAGCCAAGUGGCUGGUGUGUCCACCCUGCUUACCAGUGCUUCCAAUUCAGGGAACUUGAGAUCUUUGAAAAGAGUUCAGACUUGGGAAGUCUGACUGUUGCUCUCAGCUCUGCCUCUUAGCUGCAUGAAGGGGUGUGUGGCAUAUAAAUGCUGCACCCAUCCAUCCAGGGGGUGCUCUUUGUGGAUCAAAGGGAUCUGUGGGUAGUUCAUAGAUCUGAAACUCAGAUGCUCUUAAGGUCACGUAGGUCAUAUAAAUGAAUGAAGUAGGCCUUUGACUUGUGAGGCCUUUGCAGUGCCACUGACUUUCCUACUGUCCCUGAAGACGACACAGAGAGACGUUGCUUUAUGACCAGAGAAAUAUUUGGGCCACUGAGUUGAUGAUGUACCUUGAGAUACAACGGAGUAUGGUGGGGACUCACAGAGCAUAGAUCCCCGUCUGAGCUUGGUGACUGUCAUUUAGUUGUGGCUAAUUGUUAUAAAGUGGGAAUGCAGGUCUAAUGUCAGAAAUCCAGAGAAGCCAGGAAUUCAGGAUUUUAUGUGAAAUAGACCUAUUUUUAAGUUGUUAACUAAUAAAAAAAAUUGAAAUGCUGCAAGCCCAACGAAAGGUACAGCUGUGGCGCCUGUGACACUGCAGAUCCCUCUGGGACAGUCAUCCGCUGGAGUCCUGGCUGCUCUGCCAUCCAGGGAUGCUGAGAGCUGCCGCUGGGAGGGCAGGGUAUCGGGUAUGCAGCCAGCACUGUGGCUCCCAGACGCCAGCUGGACAGUGUCCGGGGUCCCUGGCAGAUGCCAGUGUACCACAAUAAAUGCAACUCACAGUA